AUGAAGGUGCCUCAUACAUCUUCCAGAUCCCAGCGAGACUCUUCUUUCGGGUUCCCUGGUCUUGUCGACCUCUAUCGUUCGAAGAUGCACUCUAACCAGGUCAACCGUCCUACUCAUUUCCCCACCAACGUUCAAGUCUAUGGCCCAAACAAGGUGGCCUAUGACUUUUCCACAGACCCCUAUGGUCGCCUCGAUGGUUCUUCCUUGACUGAGGGCGAGGAACUUCCUGCCCUUGUUGCAGACCAGAGUAUGCUUAACUCUUUGGGUCAUGUCAAUGGUUCUUCCUCAACCAAGGAUGAGGAACUCCCUGCUCUUACUGCAGACCAAGGUUUCGUGCAGUUACCCCAGUUCUCUCAGGGCAAUGCCAACCAAGACCAUGUCGACCGUGCCAAACCUGAGGGCGUCACUUUCGGUCAUCUUGAUUGCGGUCGCCCAGCUUAUCCCGAUUACAUGCUCCGCUAUCCCUUCUUUGAUCCCAGCCUCAACCUUGUGCGCAAAAGGAAGGUUUUCGAUCGCGAUAGCCACCGAGAUGACGCGACCACCGGCAUCUGGGCCGACCCGAAGCGUACGAUGGAACACGACUUACGCCCUCUGUCUGAGCUGCUGACUUUGGAGGAGGAAGGCUCUGGCGCCAAGUCUCCCACUCCUCAACGUAUCAGGGACAAUGCCUCUCGCCCCCAGGUCAAUGAUAUCUGGUCUGACCCGAAGACCGUCAUGGAGUAUGACUUGGUCAAGGAUCCGCUUUGGUUUCAACUUGAUCGGGUCGUCCAUCAAUUCCCGUGGGACAAGGAGAUUGAUUCCCCCAAGCCCCGUCUUCACCGCCACCAGGAGGUCGCUCGCAAGCCGGUCUCCGACAUCUGGUCUGAUCCGAAGACCGUCAUGGAGUAUGACUUGGCCAAGGACCCCCUUUGGUUCCAACUUGACCGGGUCGUCCAUCGAUAUUCGUGGGAGCAGGAGGAGAUCGAUGCUUCCGACCCCUCCAUCGAGGACGACGCUGGCCAUGGCUGGGACGUCAGCACCGACAACGGCUGGGAUACUUUUGGUGAUGACGAAACUGCCUAUUCCGACGAGUUGACCGACAGCGAACAAUUCGGUGGAUGGUACGAAGACGGCGCCAAUUCCACUUGGGGCGACUGGGUCGACAGCGACCUGCAAACCGCCGAAGACUCUGAGGGCCAAUCCGACGAGAGCCAGCCCGAUGAGGCCUCUUCCGCCCCUUCGGAUGACCAGGAAGUUUCUCAGGUCGCCACCGCCGGCGCCCCCACUGACGUUUUCGACGAGCCCAUCGGCCAAGCCAGCCACGCGCAGCACAUCCCUCAGCAAGGCACCACCCAUGGAGCUGCUAGAGAUACCUGCCCCGUCGGCACCGUUGUUAUCCAUUACGAGGGCGGCGCGGGUGAGGCUGGCAACCGUACCAUUACGGUUCUGAAGGCCCAGGCUACGGGUUGGGUUAUUGUUGCCCAGGUCAGUGGGCACUUGAACUCGGGUGAGAUUCACCUGUUGCCUUCCCUCUUCUAA
Messenger RNA from Scedosporium apiospermum, 1518 nucleotides. RefSeq lists its product as uncharacterized. The record is from RefSeq and is a predicted model, not a curated record. NCBI's taxonomy places the organism in Eukaryota, Fungi, Ascomycota, Sordariomycetes, Microascales, Microascaceae. The coding region runs from base 1 to 1518 and encodes 505 amino acids. The transcript has 2 exons.